Messenger RNA from Spinacia oleracea (spinach), 995 nucleotides. RefSeq names its product probable ribosome biogenesis protein RLP24. Gene Ontology annotation, molecular function: structural constituent of ribosome. NCBI's taxonomy places the organism in Eukaryota, Viridiplantae, Streptophyta, Magnoliopsida, Caryophyllales, Amaranthaceae. Gene Ontology annotation, cellular component: nucleolus. The transcript is spliced from 5 exons. The record is from RefSeq and is a predicted model, not a curated record. The coding region runs from base 210 to 713 and encodes 167 amino acids. Gene Ontology annotation, biological process: ribosomal large subunit biogenesis.
ACGAGGGAAGAUAUCGAACAGGUUUAUUCCUCAUCCUUUCCGCAUCCUCUUUAAACCUAAAAGAGUAAUAACUACUACUACUCCCUCAAAAACAAAAGCAGCGUCUUGUAGUUGUAUCACCAUUCACCACCUCUACUCGGCGGCGCCUCUGCCGACCACCUCUCCGCUGCUGUCAUUCUCGUAGGUGGGUGUUCUGAUAGUAUAUCAGAAUGAGAAUAGAAAAGUGCUGGUUCUGUUCUUCCCAAGUAUACCCCGGCCAUGGAAUCCAGUUUGUUCGUAAUGAUGCAAAGAUUUUUAGAUUUUGUAGAUCCAAAUGUCACAAGAACUUUAAAAUGAAGAGGAAUCCUCGCAAGGUUCAGUGGACCAAAUCCUAUAGAAAAUUGCAUGGGAAGGAUAUGACACAGGACUCUACCUUUGAGUUUGAGAGGAAGCGAAAUAGGCCGGAAAGAUACGACAGGACUCUUGCUGAGAAGACACUGAAGGCAAUUAAGACUAUUGACAAGGUCCGAACUUCAAGAUCCGAAAGUCAUAUCAAGAACAGGAUGAAGGGGAACACACGCAGAGAGCAUGACAAAGCACGGAAAGAGCUGGUACAGAGCAUCCACUUGGUCAAAGAUCCACUUUCUCUCAAAGAAGAUCCUGCCCUCGUCUUACCAAAGCUUAAAGUCAAGAUUUCACAGCCUCAAGAAGAAAAUCUUGCGAUGGAAGAGUAAUUUGUCCACCAUAUAUGGCUUUGAUAGUGUCAUUUACAAUGUGGUCAAUUUUUGUAGUAGCCUUUGAGAGAACCUGUUAUGCUAUUAAGCACUGUGGAUUUGUUGAUCUGCAGUUUUUGUCUGACACACUGGUCAUUCUAGAAGUUCCUUUGUUUCUUUUAUAUGGUACUUAGUAUUAAUAUUGUAAUAACCUUUUGUUGAUUAGAUUUAAUGAUUUGUACUCAAACUGACAUUAAUCAAUACCCGGCGACCUGAGAUUUAAUAGUGCUCUCCUGUUCUGUA